This is a messenger RNA of Panicum virgatum (switchgrass), 1410 nucleotides long. RefSeq names its product enoyl-CoA hydratase 2, peroxisomal-like. The transcript has 11 exons. The record is from RefSeq and is a predicted model, not a curated record. Bases 179 to 1138 code for a protein of 319 amino acids. Gene Ontology annotation, cellular component: peroxisome. Lineage: Eukaryota; Viridiplantae; Streptophyta; Magnoliopsida; Poales; Poaceae.
GUUUUGUCUGUUACCUCAAUUUGGGCGCACUGAAGGCGCCAUCCGAUUACCUCUUGCGCAUGUCAUCGGCGCGGCCGGCAGCUGAGCUUCUUAACAAUGGCCCGCGCGGUGGCGACCCCCAUCCGCUCUGCAUUGUCCUCGUCUCCGACUCCGAGCACUGUUUUGACGGCGCUGCACCAUGGCCAUGGCGCGCUCCGCCUCGGCGAUGGCCUCCGUUGUCAAGGCCAUUGACCCUGCCAUGAUUGUUUCUCACAAGUUCCCCGAGGUCACGUUCGGGUACGACGAGAGGGAUGUGGCGCUGUACUCACUGGGUGUGGGAGCUUGUAGUGCAGAUGCAGAGGAUGAGAAGGAGCUUCAGCUGGUGUACCAAAGGAACGGCCAGUCUUCCAUUAAGGUUUUACCUACUUUUGUUUCUUCAUUUAUUUUCAAAAGUGGCAAUGGACUCCGCUUGGAUGUGCCUGGGCUUAACUAUGACCCAAAAUUUUUACUGCAUGUCCAACAUUACAUAGAGAUAUAUGGGCCAAUUCCUUCACGAGCCAAUGUUACUAACAAAAUUAAAAUAGCUGGACUGCAUGACCGAGGGAAGGCAGCUAUUCUUGAACUUGAAACACUAACCUGCCUUGAAGGUUCUGACGACGUAUUGUGUAUGAAUAGGAGUACUAUCUACUUGCGUGGUGCUGGAGGCUUCUCCAACUCUUCCCGGCCGUUCACAUACGCAACUUACGCUGACAAUGAGGUUUCAAAUGUUACAUUUCCAGAUUCCACGCCUUGUGCGGUAUACGAAGACCACACACAGAAUUCCCAGGCACUGCUGUGCAGCUUAUCAGGCCACUUGGAUCCCUUGCAUUCAGAUCCUACUUUUGCACAUGCUACAGGGUUUCCUCACCCAAUACUGCCCGGCCUCUGCACGCUCGGGUUCGCCGUUCGGGCUGUCAUGAGGUCGUUCUGCAGCAUGGAGCCAGCGGCCGUGGAGCGCAUCUCCUGCCGGUUCCUUCACCAGGUUUACCCGGGAGAGACUUUGGUCACCGAGAUGUGGCUUCAAGGGCAGAGGGUGUACUACAGAACCAAGGUGAAGGAGCGCGGUCCCGCGGUGCUGUCUGGAUACGUGCAACUCAAGCACGUCCCCUCAUCGCUGUAAGGUGAACGAACUGUGCUUUCAGGCGUCUCGCUCAAGAGUGGAAGGAAAAGGCCACGGCAACUUCUUUCAGCUGGUAGUUUCGCACAAGUUUUCGUGGAGUGGUUUAUGAGCCCAAACAAAACUUGGGGGCAAUGGACUGCAGAUUUUAGAUUGCGAUUUUUGUAACAAAAUCCUGUGUUGACAAAUGACAAUUGGCAUGCCCGCAAUCCUCGUGCAGUCACGCUAUCAGUGUGCUACCAUCUACAUACAUCCACACUUGCAAAAAAUUGGUG